Messenger RNA from Paramecium pentaurelia, 1416 nucleotides. The record is from the annotation of a GenBank genome assembly. NCBI's taxonomy places the organism in Eukaryota, Ciliophora, Oligohymenophorea, Peniculida, Parameciidae.
UAUGUAAACAGAGAAACCUACACCAAAAACAGAAGCAGAUUAUAAAGCAUAAGCAACUGCAUUGUCAGAUUAAUAAUUAUAGGAGGAGAUCAUUAAAUUGAAUAAGAGACUUCUUGAACUGAAAACUAUGCAAUCAAGAGAGAUUAAUUCAAAGAAGCAAUAUGAAGAUUAAUUGGAUAGUACAAAGAAGAGAGUGUAUAAAAUCAUUUAUAUAUUAAGGGGCAAUAUGACAACACUUCCUUAUUUAGUAGCAAAUGUAGUGGAAAUAUUAGAUAUUGAAGCAAUUGAUAAAGAUUAAUAAGAUUAAUCUGUGACAGAUGAUUAUGCUACAAUUUCUGGAAAAGGUGUUGUAAUUAAGACUACAACUAGAUAGACCAUCUUUUUACCAGUCACAGGUUUAUUAAAUGCAUCUUAAUUGAAACCUGCUGAAUUGAUUGGAGUUAAUAAAGAUGGAUAUAUGUUAUAUGAGAAAUUACCAACUGAAUAUGAUGCAAGAGGUAUUUUAAAAAAUCAUAAUAUUAGUUAAAACAAUGGAAGUAGAUGAAAAACCAUAAGAAGAUUAUACAGAUAUUGGUGGAUUAGAUAAAUAAAUUGAAGAAUUAAGAGAAGCUAUUGUUUUACCUAUUGUACAUAAAGAAAAAUUUGAAAAUAUUGGUAUUAGGUAAUAAAUAAUAUUAUAAUUAUUUAGACCACCAAAAGGUGUCUUAAUGUAUGGACCACCUGGAACUGGUAAAACUAUGAUGGCUAGAGCAUGUGCUGCUCAAACAAAAGCUUCAUUCUUAAAAUUAGCUGGUCCUUAAUUAGUUUAAAUGUUUAUUGGUGAUGGAGCUAAGAUGGUUAGAGAUGCAUUUCAAUUAGCUUAAGAAAAAGCACCUGCGAUUAUAUUUAUUGAUGAAUUAGAUGCUAUAGGAACUAAAAGAUAUGAUAGUGAUAAGAAUGGUGAUAGAGAAGUAUAAAGAACUAUGCUUGAAUUAUUGAAUUAAUUAGAUGGAUUUAGUCCUGAUGAUAGAAUUAAAGUAUUAUUUAAUACUUAAUUUUAAUAGGUUAUUGCAGCCACUAAUAGACCUGAUAUAUUAGAUCCAGCAUUAUUAAGAUCUGGUAGAUUGGAUAGAAAAAUUGAAUUCCCAUUACCUAAUGAAGAAGCUAGAGCAUAAAUCUUGAAAAUUCAUUCUAGAAAAAUGUCUGUGGCUAAAGAAACUGUUAAUUAUGUAGAAAUUGCUAGAAGUACUGAUGAAUUUAAUGGUGCUUAGUUGAAGGCUGUAUGGUAUUUAUUAUUAAUUAAUAUAAUUUAAGUGUAGAAGCAGGUAUGAUUGCUUUGAAUAGAGGUGGAACAUUCUUGAUUCAUGAAGAUUUUGUGGAAGGAAUAGCUGUUGUACAAGCUAAAAAGAAAAGUAGCUUAAAUUAUUAUGCUUGAAU